Coturnix japonica (Japanese quail) is the source of this 2123-nucleotide messenger RNA. RefSeq names its product cytochrome P450 family 19 subfamily A member 1 (gene CYP19A1). NCBI's taxonomy places the organism in Eukaryota, Metazoa, Chordata, Aves, Galliformes, Phasianidae. Gene Ontology annotation, cellular component: endoplasmic reticulum. The record is from RefSeq and is a predicted model, not a curated record. Gene Ontology annotation, biological process: female gonad development; response to estradiol. Gene Ontology annotation, molecular function: aromatase activity; heme binding; iron ion binding.
AGCAACAAGAAGCACCUGCAUAAAAGAUGCCACAGAGAGUGAUCACCAGAAAACCUACUCAGAUCUUUACAAGAAGAACAUCAGUAAGAAAGAUAGCACUCUGCUGGUAAAAUCCAGAGGAGGACACAGCAAAGCAGAAUCAUUUGGAAAAGAUGAUACCAGAAACUUUGAAUCCACUGAACUACUACACCAGCCUGGUACCAGACUUGAUACCAGCUGCCACAGUGCCUAUCAUCAUUCUCAUCUGCGUUCUGUUUCUAAUAUGGAAUCAUGAAGGAACAUCAUCAAUACCAGGGCCAGGAUACUGUAUGGGAAUUGGGCCUCUCAUUUCACAUGGGAGAUUUCUCUGGAUGGGAGUAGGUAACGCCUGCAACUACUACAACAAGACAUAUGGAGAAUUUGUGAGAGUUUGGAUCAGCGGUGAAGAAACAUUUAUAAUUAGCAAAUCCUCAAGCGUAUUCCACGUAAUGAAACACUGGAACUAUGUUUCUCGAUUUGGGAGCAAGCUUGGAUUACAGUGCAUUGGCAUGUAUGAAAAUGGGAUUAUAUUUAAUAACAACCCAGCACACUGGAAGGAGAUCCGACCCUUCUUCACCAAGGCCCUGUCUGGUCCUGGCCUUGUGCGCAUGAUAGCCAUUUGUGUUGAAUCAACAAUUGUUCACCUGGACAAACUAGAAGAAGUGACCACUGAAGUAGGAAAUGUCAAUGUGUUGAACCUCAUGAGAAGGAUCAUGCUCGACACAUCUAACAAGCUCUUUCUAGGGGUCCCUCUGGAUGAAAGUGCCAUAGUACUUAAGAUUCAGAGCUACUUUGAUGCUUGGCAAGCUCUUCUAUUAAAGCCUGACAUAUUUUUUAAGAUUUCUUGGCUUUGCAAGAAGUACGAAGAGGCAGCCAAAGAUUUGAAAGGAGCAAUGGAAAUCUUAAUAGAACAGAAACGACAAAAGCUUUCCACUGUUGAGAAGUUGGAUGAGCACAUGGAUUUUGCAUCUCAGCUGAUUUUUGCACAGAACAGAGGAGAUCUGACUGCUGAGAACGUGAACCAGUGUGUAUUGGAGAUGAUGAUUGCUGCUCCCGAUACUCUGUCUGUGACUCUCUUCAUUAUGCUAAUACUGAUUGCAGAGCACCCCACAGUGGAGGAGAAGAUGAUGAGAGAAAUUGAAACUGUUAUGGGUGACAGAGAUGUACAGAGUGAUGACAUGCCAAACCUCAAAAUUGUGGAGAAUUUUAUUUAUGAGAGUAUGAGAUACCAGCCAGUCGUGGACUUAAUCAUGAGAAAAGCUUUGCAAGAUGAUGUAAUUGAUGGCUAUCCUGUGAAAAAGGGGACAAACAUUAUUCUCAACAUUGGACGUAUGCACAAGCUGGAAUUCUUCCCAAAACCAAAUGAGUUUUCUCUUGAAAACUUUGAGAAGAACGUUCCAUCACGCUAUUUCCAGCCAUUUGGAUUUGGCCCUCGGGGUUGUGUAGGAAAGUUUAUUGCCAUGGUAAUGAUGAAAGCAAUCCUGGUGACACUUCUGAGACGGUGCAGAGUACAGACAAUGAAAGGAAGAGGACUUAACAACAUCCAGAAAAUGAAUGACUUAUCCAUGCACCCAAUAGAAAGGCAGCCUCUGCUGGAGAUGGUUUUUACACCAAGAAUCACAGACAAGGAUCAGAGUGACUAAAGUGGAUCAGUAUUAACAUUACAGGGUGUUCACAGCCACUUUAAGAAAUGCCCUUUGUUCCCAGGUAAACAUUUGUUGCAACUAAAACACUACACCAACUAUCCACUCGUUUGCCUACACAACACAACAUGUUCUGGCCAUGAAUUCCAUUGCAAAGUAAUAAGACCAAAUUCUCAAAAUAGUCCUGUUGCCAGGUGAUGCCACACUAUCCCUGACCACUUAAACCAUUGUUCAGAUGAAGUAAUGCCUUGCUUUUCAAACGUCACAAGGUCAGAUAUUUGAAGGCUAAAAUCCCUGCCUGCUGCUUGCUAAAUUCUAAGACUCGUUUUUGGCUUCCAAUUGCCCUCCUCCCCAUCCCCCCAAUGUCUCCAGAUGGACAUAGUAGUACUUAGUGUGAAAGUUCUAAUCAUCUGUUUUUGGAAACUUCUGAAAAGUAUUAAAUUUGACUUUAAGACUAUGAAA